Corylus avellana is the source of this 342-nucleotide messenger RNA. NCBI's taxonomy places the organism in Eukaryota, Viridiplantae, Streptophyta, Magnoliopsida, Fagales, Betulaceae. The record is from RefSeq and is a predicted model, not a curated record.
AUGCGUUUGCUCACCGGCUCAUCACCAUCGUCCCCAAAAGACUCCUUCCACUUCCUUCCUCAAUCCGUUUUCGCAUUCGGAUCGACGGUCCUCGUCGAGGGUUACGACAAGGAGAGCUCGGUCUCGUGGGUGCACGCGUGGACCGUCGCCGAUGGGAUAAUUACCCAACUCAGGGAGUACUUAAAUACUUCCCUCACCGUCACCCGCUUCGGCCUGUCACAGCCAAUAUCGUCCCCGGCUGUCGCGUCAUCAUCACAGCCGUCGUCAGCCAACAAGUGCCAGAGUGUUUGGCAGAGCCAGCUCUCUGAUAAGUCCGCGCCGGGUCUUGUUCUGGCACUCUAA